AUGUUAAUUCUAAGGACUUUAGGACUUGAGAAAAGAAAUACUUGUGUAUAUGCUGUAUAUAAAGCUUAUCAGUUGAGUAAAAAUUUUGGAAACUGUCAACUAUUCGAUGCUUAUGAUGGAUUAAAAUUUCUUAUAUCAAAUAAUCCAUUGAAUAUCAAAGAGUUUGUUAUUAAAAAUGAAGAUUUGAGCACUGAUUUUAAAAUUAUUUCAAAAACUGCUCUGUAA
Molecule: messenger RNA, 225 nt
Organism: Strongyloides ratti
Lineage: Eukaryota; Metazoa; Nematoda; Chromadorea; Rhabditida; Strongyloididae
Exons: 2
Coding region: 1-225 (74 amino acids)
Source: RefSeq, a predicted model, not a curated record